AUGUUAGAGGAGAUACUGUUAAGGGAGCGACAUAAGUUGGAGACGGUGUUUGUUCAAACACCUACAAUCACAUUCACAAGAGAAUCAUUGGUGUCUGCAUCAGUGUCAACACUCAUUCUUCACAGCCAACCAAUCACCAAUGGGUUGUUACCAGACUCUGUUACGGCAUUGGAGUUGGCAGCUGGAUUCAAACUACCUCUUGGUGAACUUCCCUCAACCAUUCAUUCAUUGACACUUAAUAACACACGCAGCCGAAGAGUCAAGGUUCUUCCAAUCGUCUCCAAGUCUAUCACAUCACUUACAUUUGGCGAUCACUUUGCCCAGAGUCUAAAGCCUGGAUCGCUACCACCCUGCCUCAUAUCACUUGUACUUGGCAAUUCAUUUGAUCGCACUUUGACACCUGGUGUACUCCCGCCCUCGUUGCAGUCAUUGGUCUUGGGCCAUUCAUUCAAUCAAAUAUUGCAGCCGGGUUCACUACCGUCGACUCUAACAUCGCUGACAGUUGGACAUCGAUUCGACCAGAGAGUUGGAGAAGAGCUGCACAUUGGCAUUGACUAUCACAUUGGACCCUUGUACUUCACAAACAUGAUGUCAUUGACAAGAUUGAAGAUGGAUGGGUUUAGACAGCCUAUAAUCGAGGGCAUGUUCCCUCAAACGCUGACAGAGCUAGACCUUGGCGAGCAAUUUGAGCAUAUAUUCAACCUCAUACCAAGCAAUGUCCACACUCUGACUCUCACAUUCAAAGAGAUCAAACGAUUCAUCAGUAUGCCGCCAAGUGUCAAGCAUGUUCACUUCAUACCAGAGGACAGCUAUAUCGAUUUACACAAGGAUGGCCACACUUAUCGAUUCAACAAUAGUCUUGAAUCAGUUCAUAUCCAUCGAGAAAUCAAUCCUUAUGCUAUUGAUUGGAAUGUGAACAUGCACAGAAAUAUCAAGCUGAUGGUAUCAGCGAUGCCCAAUGUAGCCAACCUCUACCUACGCUACAACAAGGAUCAUAUUCAUUACAAGGGAACGGAUGUGGACAAGUCAUUCCGUGUGUCUAGGAGGUCUGGAAAAUCAACUAUUCGCUAUGUUACCAACUUCCAUGGUCCAGUGGAAGUGGCCAAGACAAUGGACGGCAACAAACCAACAACAUGUAUUGUAAUAUAG
This is a messenger RNA of Acytostelium subglobosum LB1, 1149 nucleotides long. RefSeq lists its product as hypothetical. The record is from RefSeq and is a predicted model, not a curated record. The transcript is spliced from 2 exons. Lineage: Eukaryota; Evosea; Eumycetozoa; Acytosteliales; Acytosteliaceae. Bases 1 to 1149 code for a protein of 382 amino acids.